AUGAACGACCCAGGCCUCGAUGAGCCCAUAGCCGAUGCCUCUGCCAUUGUCAAAGAAAAUGUCGAAGAUCACCCCCCUGCAUCUCACCACAAUGCCCAAACGUCAUCCCCUCACCAGCACCGUAAUGCGUCUCCAGAAGAGACUUAUGACAAAAUGGAGGAGGAGGAGCAAGAACGAAACUUUCUCAUGCCAGCAAGGUGGUGGUAUGCUUCGACCGGAGUUCCCCUUGUGGCAGGUACUUUCGGACCUAUGGCCAAUGCAUUCAGUAUCUGUGCGCUGGUGGAGAAUUGGAGGGUUGAGAUUCCUCCUGGAGGAACAGAAGAGCAUGGGAUUGACAUCAAAGACCCUGGCUGGCUUAUCGCCGUCAAUGCCGUCUCCCUAGCGUUCGCCCUUGUCGCCAAUAUGUCUCUACUCCUCAACAUGGCGCGACGUGUUCCCUUCCGCAUCGCCCAACCCAUCACCAUAGCCGGCUUCUGGAUCGCCUCAGUGCUUCUGAUCGGUCUGAUUGCCUUCGCAUCCUCUGAUUUUGACGCACCCGGCGUCCGGCAUCAGGCCCUCUCCCAGGCAUACUACUACGCCAUCUUUGCUGCGGGUUUGUACCAGAUAAUUUCAUACUUGAUGUGUUUUACGGUGUACGGGGCGUACAAGGGGCAUUAUAGUAAAGAGUUUAAGCUCACUGUGGCGCAAAGGACUUUGAUGUUGCAGACCAUUAUGUUCUUGUUGUAUCAGUUGUUAGGGGCACUGGUGUACUCACACAUCGAGGAAUGGAAGUUUUUGGAUGCGGUAUAUUGGGCGGAAUUCACUUCUCUAACAAUUGGCAUUGGCGAUGAUUAUACACCAAAGACCCAUCUAGGUAGAGGACUGCUAUUUCCUUUUGCUAUGGGCGGCAUUAUCAUCUUAGGCUUGGUCGUCGGUUCCAUUCGUUCACUAAUUCUGGAAAGGGGAAAAAAGAAGAUGGCAGCCCGAUUGACGGAGAAGACCCGAAGACGAUUGCUCAAGGAGAUUGAGAGAAUCAGUAAGAGGAAGAGCCGUUUGAAGCACAAGGGUGCCCUGGGGCUUGGGAAACACACCACGAAAGCACUGACGGUGGAGCCAGGAGAUGGUGAGGUCGCGGAGCUCGAGAGGAGACAGGCUGAGUUCGAGGCGAUGAGGAAAGUUCAAGAGUGGGCUGCCACAGAGCGCAAGUACAUGAGUUUGCUUGUUUCAACGUUUGCUUUUGCUUUCUUGUGGACGAUAGGGGCGUUGGUCUUCGAACGUGCCGAGAGGAACCAGGAUUGGUCGUAUUUCGGAUCACUUUACUUUUCAUAUACGACGUUGUUGACCAUCGGAUAUGGGGAUUUCCAGCCCAUGUCCAACAGCGGUAAGCCCUUUUUUGUCUUCUGGACUCUGCUCGCGGUCCCUACCUUAACCAUUCUCAUCUCCGACAUGGGAGAUACUGUGGUCAAGGCCGUCAAGGAUGUCACCAUCUGGCUGGGAGAGAUCACCGUGCUUCCCAGCAGUGAAGACACCAUAGCAAAUCGACUCAAGCAUGGAGUGUACAAGGUCACUCUUGGCCAACUGGAUCCUCGAUCAUCUGACUCUCGUGAUGUGGAAAGGGGCUCGGAAACGGGGAGCGAAUCUGGGUAUCAGGAACUGCAUCCUGGCCUUGUACGCCUGUUCCGCAACGGUAUGAAGAAACACAAAGCAGGUGGAAAAGACAAAGACAAAGACACCAAAGAUCGCUUGGCGGCCGACUUCGAGGAGGAGGAGAAACAGGAUGAAUCCGAUGCCAGACACGAGGGCGAUCGGUGGCAAGAAGAUGCUCAUCGCCAUCGCCAUGUUCUGUUGUCUCAAAUACGAAGGGUCUACGCAGACGCGUCUGCGGCAACACCAAAGAAGUACAGUUAUGAGGAAUGGCAAUACUUUCUCAAAUUACUUGGAGAGGAUGAAGCAGAUGCGUCAUACCACCGGCGAGCUCCCAUACAUGGGGAUGAGGACAGGGAAGCCAGAGAGGCUACUACGAAGAACAACGAGGGCGGCAAUCUCUACAUUGGGAGGCAUGGAGCAGGGUCUGACGGGCCAAAGGAAGGCAGAGACGUCCAAGCCCCCAAAUGGAGCUGGAUAGGAGCACAGAGUCCAUUGAUGGGUGACAAAGAAGAAGCUGAAUGGUUGCUGGAACGGCUCUUCCAGCGGCUGGAGGAAAGUCUUCAUUCCGACACGCCGCAAGCAGAGCAUGGGAAACAUUAUACCAGGGAUCUCCAAGAACAGAAACAACGAGAGGAAGAUGGUACGGGCAGUGGGAGAUGUGUGUCCUAG
Molecule: messenger RNA, 2295 nt
Organism: Fonsecaea monophora
Lineage: Eukaryota; Fungi; Ascomycota; Eurotiomycetes; Chaetothyriales; Herpotrichiellaceae
Exons: 4
Coding region: 1-2295 (764 amino acids)
Biological process (GO): stabilization of membrane potential; potassium ion transmembrane transport
Cellular component (GO): membrane
Molecular function (GO): potassium ion leak channel activity
Source: RefSeq, a predicted model, not a curated record